GGGAAAAAGAGCAACAGGACUAGACUACGGGUAAGAGGAGGGGCAAUUACAAGAAAGUCACAUCAUCCUGGCACUGUCCCCAGUACCAGUGGGUCUCAAAGCCCAGCUCGGCGGCACUCCCCUCCUCAGGUGACUCAGGUGGUCCGCUGUGGAGCCCUUCCCCUGGGGGCUUCCACAGGGCGCCCAAGCUCCCCAGCCUGGUGGUUGUCAGGUCCACCUCCGUCCUGGCCCUCUCUCCACCGGGCAGGACCUUUGCCCAGUCCAGCUCAGGAUGGGGAGCGCCAGGGGGACCCUGUUCAUCCAGCUCACUGGGGGCCACUGUGUCCAGGAAGCUGCCAAUAGAGACGCUGUCCAGUCGGUCAGCAGAGCUGGCAUCCGGCAGGCUGUCCCAGCUGCCUCGCCUGGAGCGGCCUGGGCUCCCACCAGUCAGGCUGUACUGGCUGCUGGUGAGGCUGCUGCAAUGGCUGGUCAAGGUACCCCGCUCUUCCAGCAGCCAGCGCACUGCCUCGAUGCCCUCAUUCAAGGUCACCAGCUGCUGCAGGAUCUUCACAUCAAUGGCUCGCAGAUUGCUGAAGUCAUGGGCUGGCCAGGGCCGUAGUGACCCCCUACUCCGUCAUGGACGACUGGAAGCCCAGCCCACUGGUCAAGCCCUUUGGGGCUCGGAAGAAACGGAGCUGGUACCUUACCUGGAAGUAUAAACUGACAAACCAGCGGGCCCUGCGCAGGUUCUGUCAGACAGGGGCCGUGCUCUUCCUCCUGGUGACUGUCAUUGUCAACAUCAAACUGAUCCUGGACACUCGGCGAGCUAUCAGCGAAGCCAAUGAAGACCUAGAGCCAGAGCAAGACUAUGAUGAGAGUCUGGGCCGCCUGGAGUCCCCCCGGCGCCACGGCAGCAGCCCCCGGCGGGUCCUGGAUGUGGAGGUAUACUCCAGUCGCAGCAAAGUAUAUGUGGCUGUGGAUGGCACCACGGUGCUGGAGGAUGAGGCCCGGGAGCAAGGCAGGGGCAUCCAUGUCAUCGUCCUCAACCAGGCCACGGGCCAUGUGAUGGCAAAGCGUGUGUUCGACACGUACUCGCCUCAUGAGGAUGAGGCCAUGGUGUUGUUCCUCAACAUGGUGGCGCCCGGCCGAGUACUCAUCUGCACCGUCAAGGAUGAGGGCUCCUUCCACCUCAAGGACACAGCCAAGGCUCUGCUGAGGAGCCUGGGUAGCCAGGCUGGCCCUGCCCUGGGCUGGAGAGACACUUGGGCCUUCGUGGGACGAAAAGGAGGUCCAGUUCUUGGGGAGAAGCACUCAAAGUCACCUGCCCUCUCCUCCUGGGGGGACCCAGUCCUGCUGAAGACAGACGUGCCACUGAGCUCGGCUGAAGAAGCAGAGUGUCACUGGGCAGACACAGAGUUGAACCGCCGCCGCCGGCGCUUCUGCAGCAAAGUUGAAGGCUACGGGAGCGUGUGCAGCUGCAAGGACCCCACCCCCAUCGAGUUCAGCCCCGACCCGCUCCCAGACAACAAGGUCCUCAAUGUGCCGGUGGCUGUCAUUGCAGGAAACCGACCCAAUUACCUGUACAGGAUGCUGCGCUCCCUGCUCUCAGCCCAGGGAGUGUCCCCACAGAUGAUCACAGUGUUCAUCGACGGCUACUAUGAGGAACCCAUGGAUGUGGUGGCAUUGUUUGGCCUACGAGGCAUCCAGCACACUCCCAUCAGCAUCAAGAACGCCCGUGUGUCUCAGCACUACAAGGCCAGCCUCACUGCCACUUUCAACCUGUUUCCGGAGGCCAAGUUUGCUGUAGUUCUGGAAGAGGACCUGGACAUCGCUGUGGAUUUUUUCAGUUUCCUGAGCCAGUCCAUCCACCUGCUGGAGGAGGAUGAGAGCCUGUACUGCAUCUCUGCCUGGAAUGACCAGGGGUAUGAACACACAGCUGAAGACCCAGCGCUCCUGUACCGCGUGGAGACCAUGCCUGGCCUGGGCUGGGUGCUCCGGAAAUCCUUGUACAAGGAGGAGCUGGAGCCCAAGUGGCCCACACCAGAGAAGCUCUGGGACUGGGACAUGUGGAUGCGGAUGCCUGAGCAGCGCCGGGGCCGGGAAUGUGUCAUCCCUGAUGUUUCCCGAUCCUAUCACUUUGGCAUCGUUGGCCUCAACAUGAACGGCUACUUCCACGAAGCCUACUUCAAGAAGCACAAGUUUAACACCGUUCCAGGUGUCCAGCUGAGGAACGUGGACAGUCUCAAGAAAGAAGCUUAUGAAGUGGAGAUCCACAGGCUGCUCAGUGAGGCUGAGGUUCUGGACCACAGCAAGAAUCCGUGUGAAGAUACUUUCCUGCCUGACACAGAGGGGCACACCUAUGUGGCCUUCAUCCGAAUGGAGAAGGAUGAUGACUUCACUACCUGGACCCAGCUUGCCAAGUGCCUCCAUAUCUGGGACCUAGAUGUGCGUGGCAACCACCGGGGUCUGUGGAGAUUGUUUCGCAAGAAGAACCACUUUCUGGUGAGUGAAGAAACCGCCAUCGGUCACCCCCAUUUUCCUGGAGCCACCCCCAAAGGAGGAGGCAGCCCCAGGAGCUGCAGAACAAACAUGAGACACACCCCUUGGCUAGGACCCUACGGGGGCUGGGCCUGGCUCAGAAUCUAACCUAUUUAUUGACCAUCCUGCAGGCCCUGGAGAUAGGCGGGACCUGCAGGGCCUUGAUCCCUUCCUGGGCCGGUGUCCUACCCUGCAGGGUGGGGCUGGCUCUUACUCAGGAAACUGCUGGGUCCAACCCACGGACAUGUGCGGCUGGGACCCACAGGCUGACAUGGGCUGAUUCACUCAGAGACCCUCAGACACUGGACCAGGCCUCCUCUCAGCCUCCUCUUUGUCCAGAUUUCCAAAGCUGGAUAAAGGCGGUCAUUGAUUAAAAAAAGAGAAAACUUCA
This is a messenger RNA of Ochotona curzoniae (black-lipped pika), 2908 nucleotides long. RefSeq names its product protein O-linked mannose N-acetylglucosaminyltransferase 1 (beta 1,2-) (gene POMGNT1). NCBI's taxonomy places the organism in Eukaryota, Metazoa, Chordata, Mammalia, Lagomorpha, Ochotonidae. Bases 616 to 2625 code for a protein of 669 amino acids. The record is from RefSeq and is a predicted model, not a curated record. Gene Ontology annotation, biological process: protein O-linked glycosylation via N-acetylgalactosamine. Gene Ontology annotation, cellular component: Golgi membrane. The transcript has 23 exons. Gene Ontology annotation, molecular function: beta-1,3-galactosyl-O-glycosyl-glycoprotein beta-1,3-N-acetylglucosaminyltransferase activity.